AUGGGUGAAUUUGACGACGCUCUAACAGGACAAGAGAAAGAAGUUUCCGCCAUUUCGCUGCAAGCGAAGAUCCCGAAAUUCUGGCGAGCACAACCCAGGCUGUGGUUUGCUCAGUUCGAAGCAGUGAUAUCACCAUACAAGACCAGCGAUGAACGAAAAUACAACUUGGUGGUUGCAGUAUUGGAGAGGCAAGACAUCGAACAAGUUAGUGAUAUAAUCUGUAAACCACCAGAGUCAGGAAGAUACAACGCAUUGAAAAGUCGUUUGCUAUCAGUGUACGAAGAGUCCGAGUCCCGUCAAUUCCAGAAGCUUUUGAGCGGACUAGAGUUAGGAGAUCAGAAGCCUAGUCAACUCCUGAGGGUGAUGCGAGAGCUGGCUGGAGAAAAGGUACAAGAUAACGCCCUCAAAAUAUUAUGGAUGGGUCACUUACCUUCCCAAGUUCGUGCCGUACUAUCCGUGAACACGGAAUCUGCAUUAGAUACCCAAGCGUUGAUGGCGGAUAAAAUGAUGGAGCACACGGAACAUACGAUCGCAGAGGUCAACCAAUCUGUAUGUGCACCUACUCCAAGUACCAGUACUGGUCCAGACUUGCAGUUCCAAGUUUUAACAAAACAACUUGAAAAGCUGACUCUUGAAAUUGCCGCACUGAGGAAGGAGAAUGUGAACCACCGACGCCCAUUUCGCAGAGACCACAGCCGUCCGAGGUCCCAGUCCCGCACCCGAACUGGACCAGGAAAGAAACCAGGAGAUCCAACCUGGGAAUGUUACUAUCACCAUCGGUUCGGACACAAGGCAAAAAAGUGUGAACCACCAUGUGCAAGGAGGCCGUCGGAAAACUGA
This is a messenger RNA of Trichoplusia ni (cabbage looper), 840 nucleotides long. RefSeq lists its product as uncharacterized. Bases 1 to 840 code for a protein of 279 amino acids. The transcript has a single exon. NCBI's taxonomy places the organism in Eukaryota, Metazoa, Arthropoda, Insecta, Lepidoptera, Noctuidae. The record is from RefSeq and is a predicted model, not a curated record.